Molecule: messenger RNA, 885 nt
Organism: Rosa chinensis
Lineage: Eukaryota; Viridiplantae; Streptophyta; Magnoliopsida; Rosales; Rosaceae
Product: EPIDERMAL PATTERNING FACTOR-like protein 3
Exons: 3
Coding region: 405-782 (125 amino acids)
Biological process (GO): guard cell differentiation; stomatal complex development
Source: RefSeq, a predicted model, not a curated record
UGUAGACCAUGAAUUUUCACAUAUCAGUUGGAAAAGUUCUACUUCUGGCUUUGACAAUCGCGCUCCUAAUUCUUAUAUUUAAGAUAGAGUCAGAUAGAGCUAGCUACCCUUCUAUAGCAUUCCAUCUGUUUGAUAAGAAAGCAGAAUCUCACCCUCUCUCAGAUAAAAAAACAUCUCUCUCUUUCUCCAGAACCCCAGAAACCAGAGGGAGAGUGAGAAGGAGAGCACUACAUUUUGUCUUCAAUAGGUUUUGUUUUUUCAAAUUGGCUUUUUUUGAGCUACAAAAGCAAUUAACUUUUGCCUUGUAGCUCAUUCACUAGUAGUUUCUCUAGCUACUUCCCAGUUUUCUUUCUUCAGCCAAGUCUCUCUCUUUCCCUGCAAUUUGUACCCCUCUCAUUAUAAAAAUGAAGACCUCAAGGACAUCCAGCUUCAUUCUAGUGGUUUCUCUUCUCUGUUGGGUUUCUGUAACAAUUAGCAAGCCUUUUCCUCGUCAACCAGACCAAACCCCCCAUACCAAAGGAGCUACAUUUGGCUCAAAACAGGGAGUUGAUCAGAAAAGCUUUGACGGAGUGAAGGAGAAGUAUGAAGGGGAGGAGUACUAUAGAGGGCUUAUGAGUAGGCUUGGGUCAAUCCCACCAAACUGUGCUCACAGAUGUGAAGGUUGUGUCCCUUGUGUUCCAGUUCAGAUACCCACGACCACUGACCACAUUGGAGUUCAAUAUGCCAAUUAUGAGCCUGAAGGAUGGAAAUGCAAGUGUGGUUCUACUUUCUUUAAUCCAUAAAUGUCUACUUUGGAACUUAAAAGAGUUCAGACGCAACCUUUUGGUCACACUGGAGGCUUUAGAGUAUUUUGUCAUUCUGCUUACAGUCAUUGCAGAAAGAGAG